CCCGACUUCAACACCACACCCAGCUCUAAGCCCUUGUCGGCUGACGCUUGCAGAUAUGCCGCUCGUACGCAUUGAGCUCUGUGACUUCAAGUCGUAUAGGGGCCACCAGGUCAUCGGCCCAUUCCGCAACUUCACCUCCGUCAUUGGGCCUAAUGGCGCUGGAAAGUCCAACCUCAUGGACGCCAUCUCCUUCGUCCUCGGCGUCAAGUCUGCCCAGCUCCGUUCGUCCCAGCUUCGCGACCUCGUCUACCGCGGGCGUAGGCUUGCACAUAGCGAAGCCACGUCCGAUGCGGACCUCACGCGAGACCAGGAGGAGGACGAGGAGGAGCAGACUGGAGAGGGUACUGCGAAGCGUGCGUGGGUGCUUGCGGUAUACGAGGACGAGAAGGGGAAAGAGUGGUUGUUCCAGCGGACAAUAUCAACGAAUGGCACGUCCGAAUACAAGCUGAACAACAGAGUUGUCACCUACCAGUCGUAUAACACCGCCCUUGUCUCGCACAACAUCCUUGUGCGCGCCAAGAACUUCCUCGUCUUCCAAGGCGACGUCGAGGCCGUCGCUUCCCAGUCGUCACGAGACCUUACCAGGCUCAUUGAGCAAAUCAGCGGGUCGGGAGAGCUUGCGAAAGACUACGACGCCGCGCUGCAGGCCCAGGAACGCGCUACGGAGAACGCGACGCUCAGCUUCACCAAGCGGAGGGGUAUCGCAGGCGAGAUCAAGAGCUACCGUGAGCAGAUGGGCGAGGCAGAGCGGUUCGAGGCACUUGUCGAGGAGCGAGACACCCUCGCCCUCCGCCGUCUUCUCUACAAGCUCUUCCACAUCGAAGCCGCCCUCUCUACCAACGCAUCCGACGUCCGCUCACAGGCACGCGCGCUCACCGCCCUGCGUGCCGACGCCUCCUCCGCCGAAGACGUCCUCUCCUCCGCGCGGCAGGGGCAGGCCAAGGUCCGCGCGGGCGUAGCGAAGCAGGAGAAGGCGAUCAAGCGUGCGGAGAAGGAGGUGGAGAGGAAGCAGCCCGAUGUCGCGGCGACGGAGGCGCAGAUCGCGCACGCGGCGCGCAAGGCGAGCAACGCAAAGGGCUUGGAGGUGCAGGUGGAAAAGGACAGGAAGAGGCAAGAGGAGAAGAUUGCGGGGCUUGAGAAGGAGCUGAAGAUUGCGAGGAGGGCGGCGGACGAGGCUGCGGAGGCGCAUCGGAAGGCGUCGGCGCAUAAUACGAGUUUGAGCGAGGAGAGUCUGAGGGAGUAUCGGUCGCUAAAAGCCUCGGCAUCUGUCCUCGCCGUGGACGAACGCCAGUCAUGCGAGACACUCGCCCGCGAGGAGAAGCUUGCACAGCGGACGCUCACACAGGCGCAGGACAAGCGCGACCAGCUCGAACUUUCCAAGACGCGCCUCGGCGAGGACGCUGCGGCGCAGACAACGAGAAGAGACGAGCUCGAGGCACGGAUCAAGGAUCUCGGUGAGCAGCUCACAAGGGCGAAGGCAGAGCACGAGAGGGUGGUUUCGGAGCGGACGAAGAUUGCCCGCCUCGAAACUGAAGCGAACGAGAAGCUCGCCGAAGUAUACCAAAAGCUCCUCCAGGCCGGCGUCGACCGCACCGAAGGCGAGCGCGAAGCGCGCCUCCGCGAGACGCUCACGGGUCUGCAGCGCCUCUUCCCCGGCGUGCGCGGGCGCGUCGCGGACCUGUGCAAGCCGACGCAGCGCAAGUACGAGACGGCUGUGGCUGUCAUUCUCGGACGAAACAUCGACGCUGUCGUUGUAGACGAGGAGAGGGUCGCGAUUGAGUGUAUCGAUUACAUGCGCAACCAGCGCGCGGGCCAGGCGACGUUUAUCCCGCUCGACACGAUCCAAGUUAAGCCGGUCAACGACAAGUUCCGCGCGUUCGCCAAGGGCGCGCGGCUGGCUGUCGAUGUUGUGCAGUACGAGUCCGCCGUCGAGAGGGCGCUGCAGCAUGCGUGCGGGAACGCGCUCGUGUGCGAUACGAUGGAGGUGGCGAGGUAUGUGUGCUAUGAGCGCGGGCAGGAGGUUAAGGCGGUCACGCUGGAUGGCACGGUUAUACAUAAGAGCGGGUUGAUUACGGGUGGGCGGAGUACGCAUGGGACGGGGAAGAAGUGGGAUGAGAAGGAUGUGCAGGGUUUGACUAGGCUGCGCGACACUCUCCAAGCGCAGCUUGCUGAACUCCAGAAGAGUAAGCCACGCGGGAAGGAUGACGAGGCGAUCAUUGGUGAAAUUACGCGACUCGAAAGCGUCAUUGCCGUCGCUCGGGACGACCUCAGCGCAUGCAAGCUCAAGCUCACCGGCCUCAAAGACGAGCUCAAGCAUGUCGACCGUGAACUCAAGAAACUCACGCCCGAGCUCAAGAAAGCGCAGACGACGCACGACGACCUCGCCAAGCGCCUUGGGCAGCUGCGCGCCGUCAUCGACACGGCCGAGGACCGCGUCUUCGCCGCGUUCUGCCGCAAGCUGGGCGUAGCGCAUAUCCGCGAGUACGAGGAGCAGCAGCUCAAGGUUGCUGAAGAGGAGAGCAACGCACGGCUGCGGUAUGAUCAGCAGAUCAACCGGCUUACGCAUCAGCUACAGUUCGAGCAGGAACAAGCCGCAGGCACCGAAGAGCGCCUCGUCGCGAUCCGACGCACGCUCGAGGCCGAGGAGGCACGCGUUGUGGAACUCGAGAAGCAGAAGAGUACGCUAGAAGAGGAGCUUCGCGAGGCGGAGGCGAACGUGGCUGAGCUGCGGGAGGGUCUCGCGGAGGUCAAUGAGGAGCUCGAGGAGGCCAACAAGAAGGUGGAGAGUGCGAAGAAGACGCAGAGCAAGGCGGCGAAGGCGCUGGAUAACGUGAUCAAGGAGAUCGGGCUGAAGAAUGACGAGAUCGAGAAGCUUGCUCUUGAGCGAUCGUCAAUAUACCGGCGGUGCAGGCUUGAAGAUAUCAAGCUACCGCUCGUCGCGGGUAAUUUGAAGAACGUGCCUAUGGAGGAGAACCUUCGUGACGAUAUGGCCAUGGACGUCGAUGAGGACGAGGACGGGACACAGCGGCCGCACAAGGUGGCUGACUAUGGCAUCGAGGUCGACUUCGAACUACUCGAGGAAAAUGAGAGAAAAGAAAACUCGUCAGAAAUCGCAGCAGAGUUUGACACUGAGAUUGCGAAGCUCAACUCCGACAUUGAGCGUAUGGCGCCUAAUCUCAAGGCCAUGGAGCGACUGGAGGACGUUGAAGGCAAGCUGGCAGAUACAGAGAAAGAGGCAGAUAAGGCACGCAAGGACUCGAAGACUGCUCGGGAGCAAUUCAACGACAUCAAGCGAAGAAGAUGUGAGCUGUUCAAUAAAGCGUACAACCAUAUCGCGGACCGGAUAGACACGGUCUACAAGGACCUCACAAAGGGCAAGGCAGCGCCAAUGGGCGGUGUAGCCUAUCUCAGUUUGGAGGACAGCGAAGAGCCGUACAGCGCUGGAAUCAAAUACCACGCCAUGCCCCCUAUGAAGCGCUUCCGCGACAUGGAGCAGCUCUCGGGAGGCGAAAAGACCGUCGCUGCGCUCGCCCUGCUCUUCGCGAUCCACUCGUACCAGCCUGCGCCGUUCUUUGUGCUUGACGAGGUCGACGCCGCGCUCGACAACACGAACGUGGCCAAGAUCGCCAAGUACAUCCGCUCGCAGGCGAGCGACGCGUUCCAGUUCAUUGUUAUCAGUCUCAAGGGGAGUCUGUACGAGAAGGGCAACUCGCUCGUGGGGAUAUAUCGUGAUCAGGAGGUGAACAGCUCGCGGACUUUGACAUUAGAUCUCGAUCAAUACGGGGAGUAGAGUGUCUCGUUGUCGUAGGCUCUAUCUUGUGCUUUGUUGUCAUGCUUUGCGAAUUUACCCAUGUACUCUGUACUUUUUAAUGUCUCUUCAGCAACGUAUCGC
This is a messenger RNA of Coniophora puteana RWD-64-598 SS2, 3892 nucleotides long. RefSeq names its product cohesin complex subunit psm1. Bases 56 to 3790 code for a protein of 1244 amino acids. Gene Ontology annotation, biological process: sister chromatid cohesion. Gene Ontology annotation, molecular function: DNA binding; protein binding; ATP hydrolysis activity. The transcript is spliced from 15 exons. The record is from RefSeq and is a predicted model, not a curated record. Gene Ontology annotation, cellular component: cohesin complex; nucleus; chromosome. NCBI's taxonomy places the organism in Eukaryota, Fungi, Basidiomycota, Agaricomycetes, Boletales, Coniophoraceae.